AUCGUUCCUCCUUUGUAUGAGCCUGCCUUGCAGGUGGAAUGGGUGUUCAAGGCAUUUUUGCAGAGUUUUCCCAAUUUUUCAAACGUCCAUGUGCAGCGGGAAAUGUUUUGUGUAUACAUUUUGCCUGUUAUAAUACCUAUACGUGUAUAAUUGAUUUUCAUCGUACAAACCCCUUAAUUUAAUUAAUUUUCCACAUUAUCCAGCUUAAAAAAAAAAAACUCAUUUGUGGGACAAAGCAACUUCUUUUAGUACACCUUCCUCACUCAGAUUGUACCCAAAACCCAGAACUUUAUUUACCAACAACCCUUUUCGACAACUAGUUUCAUCACCAUCCCUAGCUAUUGUAACUAGAAUUGUGAAGAUGUCGUUUUCCAGUGAUCAAGGGGGUCAGGAUGUUCAUUUUAAGUUGUCUGAGUCCGGCGGCACUCUCGUCAUCGAGAAAGGGGAUAUCACUAAGUGGUUUGUUGAUGGCUCUUCUGAUGCUAUAGUUAAUCCAGCCAAUGAGAGGAUGCUUGGAGGUGGAGGUGCAGAUGGAGCCAUACAUAUGGCUGCAGGACCAGAACUCGUAGAAGCUUGCUAUAAAGUCCCAGAAGUCCGACGUGGAGUACGCUGUCCCACAGGAGAAGCGAGAAUUACCCCAGGGUUUAAAUUGCCUGCAUCUCAUGUGAUUCACACUGUUGGUCCCAUAUAUGAUUCUGAUAGCAACCCUGAAACCUUCCUAAAAAAUUCAUAUAAGAACAGCUUGAGUGUGGCCAAAGAGAACAAUAUUCAAUAUGUUGCUUUUACUGCCAUAUCAUGUGGUGCAUAUGGUUAUCCUUUUGAGGAAGCUGCCACUAUAGCUAUAUCUACCGUCAAAGAAUUUGCAAAUUACUUUAAAGAGGUGCACUUUGUUCUGUUCUCAGAUGAUAUCUAUAGUGUUUGGUUGAACAGGGCAAAGGAAAUGCUCUGGGUAUAGUGUGUUUUAGCAGCUAGAUUAAACCAAUCUUUUCAUCUUUGAGCAUGUAAAACUCCCAAAUUUUGUCUUAUGAGGCACUGGUGCAAGUGUCAUAUUAUAUAAUUAUUAUAUAACAUGUCAUGGUUUUCUUUGAGAGAAUGGAUUGAUGUUGGUGUUUACUCUGUGAUAUAUACAGUGACUCUGCUUGUGCAUUGUCCAUUGAA
Molecule: messenger RNA, 1158 nt
Organism: Mangifera indica (mango)
Lineage: Eukaryota; Viridiplantae; Streptophyta; Magnoliopsida; Sapindales; Anacardiaceae
Product: macro domain-containing protein VPA0103
Exons: 7
Coding region: 362-955 (197 amino acids)
Source: RefSeq, a predicted model, not a curated record